AUGAAGAGCUUUGCUGGGGCUGAGCACCUUGAGGCGACCCUCGAUGACGGUGACGUGGGGUGCGAGCUGUGCAUGAGCUUCGCCUUCGAUGAGAUGUCUGAGGUGAUGUUCAAGGCAGCUGUGGACAUCCUGUACAGCGGUCAGAUGGACGCCCUGUUCGAGGACGGCUCGGUGCCGAGUGCGGUGGCGGAGCAGCCGCCACCUGGCUCGAAGGACCUGCGCAUCGUGGAGUCUAUGUCCGUCGGCCAUGAGCUCUACACGAAGGUGCGCGCGCUGACCGCCAGCGACGCCACCAAGGAGUUCGGCAAACCACCCAAGACAUUGCAGAUAAAGGGUACACAGAUUGCUCGGAGGCCGAGGUGCGUGAUUGUUUACCCUUUCAUACCGACGCCAGAGAGGAAGCUCAAGUACCCCACGUUGAAGAUCUUCCAUCAGAACAGCAGGGGUUCCCAACGCAACCACUGCAAUAACGGCGCCAAGCAGUUGUUCGAUGGGCAAGCUGAGUUAUUGCGAGGGGCGACUGGCAGCAGCGACAGCUCCGCAUGCUCAUCUGAGGACGGCUCCGCGUUCACUUUCAACUUCGGCUUCCAAUCCAGCAUCCCGACCUUCGCUGCAAUAAAGGAUCGCCGCGACUCUUUGAACGAGAAGGCGAAGAGGCGCCGCGGCAGGAUCAGUUCUGGGUUGGUCGAUGGCGAUGAGGAUGGCGACAGCGACGAUCAGCAUGGAGAUGGGCCCGGCGGCGGGCCUGGCCACGGACAUGCAGCUUCGGGCGCGUCCGUGGAGAUGCUCACUGACGAUGGCCCCGAGCGCGCCCCACUCCCGGGGCAGGCUGCCUUGGGGGCUGUGUGCGACGUCAGCGGCAGGACUCCGAGCAAACGGCCGCCCUCUGUUUCUUCGACGCCGUCUCUCGCCCAGCGAUCUUCCAAGACCCCGAAACCCGGAUCGGACGAUGACUUGAUCAACCCGCACACCUGCGGCACAGUAGACUACUGGGUAUUCGGGUUGAGGUUCGAUCGGGCCUUCAACGAUUUCAAGAACGGGCGAGCUGAAAACCAGGCGAAGAUAUUGCGCGGCAAGGUCACGGGCAUCGAGCGCAAGAGCCUGGGGAUCCACAUGGAUUUGUACAGCAAGGCAAAGAAGUUUAGCCCAUCGACGUGCAAAUCGGAGACAGACGAGGGCCUCAGGAAACACUGGGCUGAGUUGAAGAAGGCAGGCGCUACCCUGACGACCGUCGCGCUGAAGGGCCUCGCCAAUAGGUACAUCGAUAGCAUCUGGAAGGUCAUCUCGGACCCAGACACUAGCAUCGAUAAGAGGAAGCUCUACUUGCAGAAGCUCCUCUCUGCGACCGCGCCGUGGGCGAACCUUGGGGAUCAGAGCAACGCCAGUCUUGACCCCUGCAGCGUGACGCUGAUCAAGGCUGCCGAGAACGACUCCGAGGUGGCGGACAUAUUCAUGGAUUGGGUGUUCAGCCGCGCCCUCAGCGACUGGCUCGGUGCAGGUAGCGCUGCAGCGGAGAACGUGCUACUGUCGAGCUCGCUGACGCCCGACACUACGCUGGACAUAUUCGACGGGAUUGAUUCUAUCAGAUCAGAGGCGGCGCGCACCCAGGGCGAGCAGAGCGUCGCCAGGAUCGCGGGCCAGGCGCUGUUGCCGAGCUGCGGCGGCUACUGGCAGAAGAAGAUUGACUGGGCCACCACCCGCACCGAGGCCAUCAAGGAGCACGGCGGGAAAUUGCAGACGCCCCACGCGAAGCUGAUCGAGAUCGUAGUGAACGUGCCGCCUACCAGGGCGAACGGCGAGUUCAUGCUGGAGGUUGCGAAGGAGAUCUCCUACUGGGACGCGAGGGUCUACGACGGUGUGUCCGACGACGUCAAGCACACGUUGCUCGAGAAGGCGGUGAAGUCAUGCGCCAUGUUGAUGAAUGCUGGAGGGGUGGCGUCCGCGGCGUCCCCCAGCCAGGAGUUGCAGGAGACGCCAGCUGUUAUCCUGCACGUGUUCAAGGCUGAGUUGGCGCGCCGCCUUCGUGAUGCCCUUCACGAUUGCCGUGCCAGGGAGUUGCCUGAUGAUAUCCGCGAGCAGUGCUACAAGCUGUUCCAGAUCGUCGUCAGGGGCGUCAUCGAGGACACCAGGUUCGGCUUCAUGCAGCAGACCGACGGUGCAUUCUACGACACCUUGGAAACGCUUGCGCCACACGUGCCAGGCAACCUCUCCGAGACUUGCUACAAGGCCUUGUCUGAAGCCAUGGACCCGCCAGCGGAGGCUACGCCAGUCGAUGCGAGCACCUUGGAGCGCUUGGCAAAGGAGCUCGUGAGAGCCCUUCAGAAGCAGAAGCAACACAUGAAGGCCGCGCUGCUGGAUGAGAUCAAGCCCAGUGCGAGUACAUCGGUCACCGAGAAGAUGGAUCACGCGAAGGAGUUGGCCGCUCACGUCGGGACGUCCAUCGUGGAGAAGGUCAGGGCUGCCCUCACCGACCAGAUGAGCGGCCUCAACGGUGCCAUGGUGGCGACGCCUGGGUUCACGGAGUCUGAUGAGAAGGCUCCCGCCGCCACCAGCUUGGAUGAAGUACUGAACAUCUGUACGUCCACUGGUUUGAACGAUGUCUCAUUCGGCCCGUGGUGGACCCAGUGUGAGGAUAUCGACGCAAAGACGGAUGAGCUGGCGGCGAAGCCGGGUGAGUUCGGAGUAAAGGUCGAGGCGCACCACAUCACAGAGAUCGAGACACUAGUGAAGGGUGUCCGCGGGUUUCUCCUCAGUGCUGAGCUCUGCGAUUGCUCCCUGGACAAAAAGAGCCCAGCAGACACGAGGUGGGGCCGCGGGGGAGGGUGA
Molecule: messenger RNA, 2826 nt
Organism: Prorocentrum cordatum
Lineage: Eukaryota; Dinophyceae; Prorocentrales; Prorocentraceae
Source: the annotation of a GenBank genome assembly